Molecule: messenger RNA, 2032 nt
Organism: Hypomesus transpacificus
Lineage: Eukaryota; Metazoa; Chordata; Actinopteri; Osmeriformes; Osmeridae
Product: protein lifeguard 3-like
Exons: 12
Coding region: 530-1507 (325 amino acids)
Biological process (GO): negative regulation of apoptotic signaling pathway
Cellular component (GO): endoplasmic reticulum; membrane; Golgi apparatus
Source: RefSeq, a predicted model, not a curated record
GAGGUUAACUGGUUAACCAAUAAGCAACAUCAGUGCCAUAUGGGCCAACUGCCACAACAUCCUGCAACAGCAACAGAUGGAUACAAAACACUAACUAGACACAACUUAAUGAUAACCUAAUAACAAUGUUUGGAGAGUGCAAUGGGGAGUGUUUUGAGAGGACUGACUGAACUUCUAUCUGAGCAGUCAUUGUGUAUUGCUGGGACAGAGGCCAGAGUGGCACAGGAACCAAUCAAAAAGGGUCUUGUGUGGAAGAGGAAGUGCUACUGGCAAGACAGAUAAACACGAAUUACCGCUUGAGCAGUCACUGAUGACUCUUUGGCCUGGUUUACUUUAUUAACAUGUAAUAACCCUGUUUUGUUGCAUAAGACUAGAUGGGUCAUCAUUGAGAGUUGUACCUGGAAUAGAAUAGAGGCCCGCCAUUAGGAUUAAAAUCACCCACCUGAACUGCUUCUGGAUCUGCAGGGUCCACUACUACAGCCACACUGGAUUCAGUAUCUAUUAUAAGGUGUCCAUCUCCCAUAUAAAAAUGGCAAAAGCUAAUUUGCCCCCAACUUAUGAAGAUUCCCUACGAGGCCCCAGGUACGAUAACUACCCACAGCAGUCUGGAUAUGGACUCCCAGGGUAUGGUGGUCCGCUACCCCAACCCCCUGCCUACAUCUCCGCCCCUGGCUUGUCCACCCCCCAGUACCCAGGGCAUGCUGGCUUAUACCCUGGCACGAGGAUGACCCCGUGCUACACUGCCUCGGGCCUCCCCAGUAUUAUACCAACAGCACCACUGGGGAUGCCAACCAGCACAGGAGACAUGGAUGAAUUUGCAUAUGAUAGAACAUGGGAGAGCACAGCGAUUCGACAUGGAUUCAUCCGAAAAGUAUACAUGCUUUUGGCUGCCCAGCUUGCAGUCACUGUCUCAAUUGUUGCUGUGUUUACAUUUGUUGAACCAGUGCGCAUGUUUGUCAUCAGAAACCCAUCAAUUUACUGGGCAUCACUAGGUGUUUAUUUUGUUACCUACUUAAUUCUUGUCUGCUGCAAAGGCCCAAGGAGACGCUUUCCAUGGAAUCUACUACUUCUGUUUGUUUUUACUCUGGCCAUGUCAUACAUGACUGGAUCAAUAGCCAGUUACUAUGAGACCAAAGCAGUGUUUCUGGCCCUUGGAAUUACUGCAAUAGUGUGCUUUGCUGUCACCACCUUCUGCUUCCAAACGAAGGUGGAUUUCACAUCCUGCGGUGGGCUCUUCUGCAUUCUCGCAAUUGUUGUCAUGGUUACGGGGAUCAUCACAGCCAUCAUGCUCUCCUUCCAAUAUGUACCGUGGCUCCAUAUGCUCUACGCUGCCAUUGGUGCUAUAGUUUACACACUGUUUUUAGCCUACAACACCCAGCUUCUGAUCGGAAAUCGUGAGCUGGCCCUGAGUCCAGAGGAGUACGUGUUCGGGGCACUCUCUCUCUACGUGGACAUCGUCCAGAUCUUCCUUUUCCUGCUGCAGAUCGGCGGUGCUGCCACUGACUGAGCUCACGUCAGGAUGGAAGACCCCUUACGACGUGCACUUACUACCUAUAACAUGUCACAGGUGUAUUUAAAUUAGCACUUGUGUAUUAUUUCUGUAUUUAACAAAUUAAACAUUUAGUAGGCUUCAGUGUCCUAAUAAAUUCAAGUGUGCACUUUAUUUUAUAUCUCAAGCACUUUCGUUCUUCAACAUGAUCAAACCCACUGAUUACUAUUUAAGGUAUGGUGACAAAGAUGUGGCAACCUGAUGAACGCUUAGCUAAGCAGUGUGUGUUUGUUUAUCUAAUGUCACUCUUUAUAAAUACAUUGAAAUACGAAUAUCCUGAUCCAGAUAAUGUCUCACGGCUUGGCACAAUGACACAGCAAGCCAUAUACAAUAGCUUGAGUAAAAACAAUGAAAAAACUGCUGUUAGGAAGUGCCUUUUAUUCACUUGAAUCCACAUUUUUUUUUUGGAAGCAACUGAGAAACAUUUCUUGAGACCACCAUCAUUGCUGUAGUGUAACCUGUAUUGAAGUUGUUUAUCCGAGU